Molecule: messenger RNA, 207 nt
Organism: Symbiodinium natans
Lineage: Eukaryota; Dinophyceae; Suessiales; Symbiodiniaceae
Source: the annotation of a GenBank genome assembly
GAUGGCUUCGCCAGGGUCCGAGAGCGGAUUUCUCAGCAUGAACGCAGCGUCUUCAAGUGCACGAAAGGCACGGAGUACUUCCACAGACACGAAGAGUACUUCCACAGACACGAAGAGAUGAUCUGGGCACCCACGGGGUUCUUGUGCCACAAGCUCAGGAAGAAGAAGCAGCUUGUGGAUACCAUCGGCUCCUUUCUAGGCAAGUAA